Molecule: messenger RNA, 306 nt
Organism: Acaulospora colombiana
Lineage: Eukaryota; Fungi; Glomeromycota; Glomeromycetes; Diversisporales; Acaulosporaceae
Source: the annotation of a GenBank genome assembly
AUGAGGAGAAGGGAUUUGGAUGAAGGACGGAGCAAAGGAAGCAAGGCGAAGGAGGGAUGUGUGAUGCACCUUCGGUUGCAGAAGCGGCGGUCGCUCAUCGACACUCGGCCCCUGUUCGCCAAAGAUAUGCCGCCGUACAUUCGGGUUCCUAAAGAGACCAGUAGGGUCGACGGAUUCCACAACCUUGACAAAGUCAUCAAAGUGUGGAUAGAGAUGUCGAAGUUGGUCUGGGCCGAGGUGAUGUGGCUUCGCCCAAUGGGGUCGUCCGUUGAACGAGAUCAUGAUAUUUUCAAAUCGCCGGAAUAA